GGUCAAGAUGGAUAGCACAGAUGAACCUCAGAAAAAAGUCUUUAAAGCACGAAAAACAAUGAGAGUAAGUGAUCGACAACAACUUGAGGCUGUUUAUAAGGUUAAAGAAGAGCUUUUGAAGACAACUGAAAUAAAACUGUUAAAUGGAAAGCAUGAGAAUGGAGAUUCUGAUUUAAAUUCCCCUUUAAGCAAUGCAGACUGUGUGGAGGACAAAAGGGAAGUUAAUGGCCUAGUGGAUUUGUGUCUCAACUCUGAAGAAGGAAGAAGAGAUUCUGAGGAAAUUACUGAUGGCAAAAGUCCUGAAAGUAGGGCAGAGAACAUAGUCAAUGAUCUAGAAUCUAAACCUCACGCGUUAUCUCCAGAGAAUGUUUUUGCUGAGCAAGAUCAAGAUACAGAUGAUAUAGCUUUAGCCUGUGAGGCUGAAAACAGAGUGCUUGUUAGUAAUAAAAACAACUUCCAUGAAGAAAAUAAUACAAAAGAUCAUUUGGACCAAAGAAAGAGUGACAUCCCAUCAGAAGGGGAAAGUAAAUUAAGCUGUGAUAUUAGUGACUCUUCUGAAGAGAGAAGUGAAACAAAUGACUUAACUAUUAGUUCUGAUUUACCGGUUGAAGAAAAGAAGGCUGAAGAAGUUACCGUUGAAGAUGCUGUUGGAGAAGAGGCGAUCUCUAGCAGUAUGGAAGCCGACCAGGAACCAAAGGAUGAAGGGGAUGACAUUGCAGAUCUUUCAGAAACCACCGUUGAGAAGACAAUAGAUGAGCCAAGUGAGAGUAUCGUGGAGAAUACAGACUCCAUGGAAACAGAUGAAAUUAUUCCAAUUUUGGAAAAAUUAGCCCCUGCUGAAGAUGAACUAAGCUGUUUUUCUAAAAGUCCUCUGCUUCCAGUGGAUGACGCAGCCCCAGAUUUAGAAGAGAAAAUGGACAACUCUUUGGGUUCACCAUCCAAGCAGGAAAGCAAUGAAAGUCUGCCUAAAGAGGCUUUCUUAGUACUGUCUGAUGAAGAGGAUCCUUGUGAUGAGAAGGAAGAAGGUCCUGAAGUGAUACUAACAAACAAGUCAAGUCUUCCAGAAGAGGUGGAGGAGGAGAGAAAGCAGAACGAGAAGGAGGAUAAAGAAAGAGAAGAGACUCAAAAAGAAGAGGAGAAACACACAGAAAGAAGUGAAGUGUCAAGGAGAAAGCGUUCUAAAUCUGAAGAUAUGGACAGCAUACAUUCUAAACGCCGCCGGUACAUGGGAGAAGACUACGAAGCAGAACUCCAAGUAAAAAUUACAGCCAGAAGAGACGUUGACCAAAAAUUGCAAAAGGUUAUCCAGAGACUGUUAGAAGAAAAACUUGCUGCUUUGCAGUGUGCCGUGUUUGACAAGACUCUGUCAGACUUGAAAACACGAAUAGAGAAAAUAGAAUGUAACAAGAGGCAUAAAACUGUGCUUACUGAACUACAGGCUAAAAUCGCUAGAUUGACAAAGCGGUUUGGAGCAGCCAGGGAGGACUUGAAGAAAAGACAGGAAAAUUCACCAAACCCACCUUUGUCUCCAGGGAAAGCAGGGAGUGACACUGUGAACACAAACAAUGUGACAUAUCGAAAUGCUGGCACAGUGAGACAGAUGCUGGAGUCCAAGAGGAGUGUAGGAGAGAGCACACCAGCAGCUUUUCAAGCCCCUGUGAAUGCAGUGACAGCUGCCACUCUUGGUGCUCCUCAGACGGUUGUCAGUGGACAUCCUAAGCCUCAGACUCCAGUGACCUCCAGCUCUUUGACAACUACAGUUCUUCCUGCAGCUAACGCAGCUACAGUUGUUGGCACUAGCCAGGUGCCCAGUGGCAGCACUCAGCCAAUGUCUGUCUCGUUGCAGUCUUUGCCAGUAAUCUUGCAUGUACCUGUUGCAGUGUCAUCCCAGCCUCAGCUCCUGCAAGGCCACACAGGGACUUUGGUCACCAACCAGCAGUCAGGCAACGUUGAAUUUAUAUCUGUACAGAGCCCAUCCACUGUUGGUAGCCUUACCAAAACUCCUGUGUCUUUGGCAUCGACUAACCCAACUAAACCAAAUAGCAGCCCAUCUGUGCCCAGUCCUGGUAUUCAGAGGAACUCUCCAGCCAGUGCUGGGACAAUAGGGACAACAUUGGCAGUACAGGCUGUUUCAGCUGCGCAUCCUGUUGCCCAGGCCACAAGGACUUCUUUGCCCACAGUGGGUACUUCAGGACUUUAUAAUCCUACCAGCAGUCGAGCUCCCAUACAGAUGAAGAUUCCCCUCUCUGCAUUUAGUAGUACAGCUCCUAUUGAACCACCCACCAUUACAGCGCCCAGAGUUGAAAACCAGACAAGCAGGCCACCAACAGAUACUUCAGCGAACAAGCGAACUGCUGAGGGAACAACACAGAGCGGGAAGGUCGCGGGAAGUGAUUCAGGAGGUGUCAUCGAUCUUACACUGGAUGAUGAAGAUGAUGGCUCUUCUCAAGAUGCCAAGAAGCAGAGCCAGACAGCUGUGACAGGAUUGAGCUUGUCCACUCAGCCCUUGGCUCGCCCCUUGCAGCCUUUGCAGCCAAACCCUCUCCAGCAGACAGGUGUGCCAACAAGUGGACCUUCCCAGACCACCAUACAUGUAUUACCUACAGCUCCGACAACAGUGAAUGUAACACAUCGUCCAGUGACGCAAGCUACUGCAAGACUUCCUAUACCAAGAGCCCCUGCUAACCAUCAGGUGGUUUAUACUACUCUUCCUGCCCCACCGGCUCAGAAUCCAGUAAGAGGAGCUGUCAUACCAAACCCAGGUUUAAGGCCAGUCAACCCUCAGAGCGGAGGUAUGACAGUACGAAUGCCUCAAACAACUGCAUAUGUUGUGAACAAUGGACUAACUCUCGGAUCUGGAGCACCUCAGCUCACGGUGCAUCAUCGACCACCACAAGUGCAUGCUGAGCCACCACGCCCUGUACAUCCUGCCCCACUCCCGGAGGCACCACAGCCACCGCGCCUGCCCCCUGAAGCUGCCAACACUUCACUGCCUCAAAAGCCACAACUGAAGCUGGCCCGGGUACAGAGCCAGAAUGGUAUUGUGCUGUCAUGGAGUGUCAUGGAAGUGGACCGAAGUUGUGCCAGUGUGGACAGUUAUCAUCUCUACGCCUACCAUGAGGACCCGAGUGCUACUAUGCCCUCCCAAUGGAAGAAGAUAGGGGAAGUGAAGGCCCUCCCACUACCUAUGGCGUGCACUCUUACUCAGUUUGUGUCUGGCAGCAAAUACUACUUUGCGGUCCGGGCUAAGGACAUCUAUGGACGUUUUGGACCCUUUUGCGACCCCCAGUCCACAGAUGUGAUCUCUUCCCAGAGCAGUUAGAGAUCUUCGGAGCCUUUAAGCGUGUCCCACUACCAAGAAUCACCCCAGUUUGCGGGGUUUGAUCCGAUGCAUGAAAUUCACUGUUAAAUCCACUCUCUGCAGGAUUACUUUAAACAGCUGUGUGAUAUACACUACAUGCAUUGAGAACCAAAAGAAAAAUAAAGUCUCACCUGCAGCAAGAGAACCUGUUUUCCUGCAUAGCUCAAGUCAUGGGCUGUUUGAAAAUUUCAUAUUCCCUUCCAUGACAGCUGUUCCACCUAGAUACCUGCCUGCCCUUUAUCCUGGACGUCUGGGAUUCUGCUUCAGAGUGGGAACAAAAUAAAUUGCACAGUUUGUCUGAAGCAACACAUACACAUCUGUCAUAGCCACAAAGGCGCUAACAUGAGGGCACUAACCGAUUUGCCUCUCGCACCCCACUGCUCUGUGAGCAGGCUAUGAUGUGAAAGGCGCUUCAGGGUCUUACUUCUGUACUGGAAGAUUGAGUGGUCUGGUCUCAUUUUACAAACUAUCAACAGUUCUCUGAGGGGAGAGAAGGGAAUUUGAGUCUAGCCAAGGCAGGAAUCUCUGUGUAAAUUUGGAGGUGGUGAGGAGGAGAAAAAAAAAA
Struthio camelus australis is the source of this 3926-nucleotide messenger RNA. Lineage: Eukaryota; Metazoa; Chordata; Aves; Struthioniformes; Struthionidae. The record is from RefSeq and is a predicted model, not a curated record.